GUCAGCUGGCUCCUGCAUCUGAAGGCAGGAGAGCCUCUCCCAUUGGGAGACAUCACCAUCACCGCCCGAGCCUGGCCAUCGCCCGCCCGCAGGAAGGAAGGGGAAUAAAACAUGGAGGACACGGUGUUAUUAUAGUGGCGGAUCGGGCGUCAGCGGGGAUCGGGAGAUUAUUUAUUAACAUAUUUAUUUAUUUAUUUAUUUCCCUUGUCAGAAAUGGCCGGGGUCCAUGGCUGCGGCUGCUGAGAGGCAGGUGCAAUAUCAUCGACAUUUCGUUUCUCGGCAUGGGCUCAACGAGGGCCGAUCUACAGGCUGCUCUACACGCCCUCUGCUCCCCGGAUACCACGCUGUCUGCGGGGGGAGAGGAAUAGCUGGGCCGCGUCUGGAGGUGUGGAUGAGGGGGGCCUCUUUACAUCAACAUAUUAGAGCCAGUAAUUUCAAGGUUAUGCGCCGUUACACACAGCAACAGCCAGGCUUCCUUCAGUGAAUCAGUGCAUGCUGCAACAUGACAUAGGGUUGGUGGGCUUUAUUUUAAAGAAACACUGAUUGAAUCCACCUUUUUCUGCAUAAGAGGAACCAAAACCUUUUGACAGGCCUGAAAAAACUGUUGAGCCUCCUCAUCUGGAAAACAGAAGCCGGUUCCAGCUGCCAAGAUGAUGGAGCUACAGAUAGACGAGGUGGUGUACCAGGACGACUACGGCUCCGGGUCCGUGAUGUCGGAACGGGUGUCGGGCCUGGCCAACAGCAUCUACCGGGAGUUUGAGAGGUUGAUCCGCAGCUAUGACGAGGAGGUGGUGAAGGAGCUGAUGCCGCUGGUGGUGAACGUCCUGGAGAACCUGGACGGGGUGCUGACGGAGAACCAGGAGCAUGAGGUGGAGCUGGAGCUGCUGAAGGAGGACAAUGAGCAGCUCAUCACACAGUACGAGAGGGAGAAAGCGCUGAGGAAACAGGCGGAGGAGAAAUUCAUUGAAUUUGAGGAUGCGUUGGAAGCUGAGAAGAAGGAUCUGCAGGUGCAGGUGGAGUUUCUGGAGCUGCAGUCCAAACAGCAGGAGCUCAAAUCAAAGAACUACUCCGACCAGAUCGUGCGGUUGGAGGAGCGAGAAUCAGACAUGAAGAAAGAGUACAACGCUCUGCACCAGCGCCACACUGAGAUGAUCCAGACAUACGUCGAGCACAUAGAGCGGUCCAAAAUGCAGCAGGCGGGGAGCAACAGCCAAUCAGAAGGCACGGGCUGUGGACGAAUUCAACGCCACACAUGGAGGAAAAGCAGCAAAGCGGAGCGCCCGCCUUCAUUGAGCCUGUACCCCAGCGGCGAGGGAAUGGAGGACGGAUCAGAGUCCGACUCGGUGGCAGCGACACCCAGCAGCACAGGGAGCAAGUCCAACACCCCCACCUCCACCGUCCCCUCGGCCACCGUCACCCCCAUCAACGAGGGCUUCGUUCCGCAGGCGGAGUUCGAUGCGAUGCGAGCUGGGAACCGCAGGAAAGGUGCGAAGCGGCUCAGCAGGAACAUGGAGGUGCAGGUUUCUCAGGAGACCAGGAACGUCAGCAUCGGCAUGGGAAGCAGCGAUGAGUGGUCCGAGUUUCAGGAGAUCAUCGAUUCGACCCCUGAGCUGGACAUGUGUGUGGACCCCCGUGUGUACGGAGGAGGAAACAGCCCCUCCCAGGGCAUCGUGAACGAGGCCUUCGGCAUCAACACCGACUCUCUCUACCACGAGAUCAAAGACGCCAAAUCAGACAUCAUCGGAGACGUAGACGCAGGCGCCGAGCUGCUAGGCGAGUUCUCAGUCCGCGAUGAUUUCUUCGGGAUGGGUAAAGAGGUGGAAAACCUGCUGACAGAGAACAAACAGCUCCUAGAGACCAAAAAUGCUCUCAACAUUGUGAAAAAUGACCUUAUUGCCAAAGUGGACGAGCUGUCGGGGGAGCAUGAGGUGCUGAGGGAGGAGGUGGAGGCUCUGAGGCAGUCCAAGAACAAAGUGGAGGCCAGAGUCAAGGAGCUGGAGGAGGAGCUCAGGAGGUUAAGAGCAGAGGCUCUCGGUGCGUCUCGGGACUCAAAGGAUGAAGCAGGCGAUGACUUUUCAUCGCCCAUGCAGGACGGAGACAUGACGAUGACGCAGCGGCGGAGGUUCACCCGGGUGGAGAUGGCCCGAGUUCUGAUGGAGAGGAACCAGUACAAAGAGAGGCUGAUGGAGCUGCAGGAGGCCGUGCGGUGGACCGAGAUGAUCAGGGCGUCCAGAGAAAGUCCUCAAAUGUCAGAGAAAAAGAAGUCCACCAUCUGGCAGUUCUUCGCCCGUCUCUUCAGCACGUCGUCCAGCCCUCCGCCCGUCAAGCGGCCGUACUACAGCGUCAACAUCCACUACAAGUCUCCCUCGCCCGCCAGCUUCUCUCAACGCCGCAGCCACACCAUGUGCCAGAUCUCCACCUCCAACCGCACUCUGGAGUUCUUCCCCGAAGAACUGGCCAGUAACGGUGUUGCGUCUCUCCUCAGCGACUCGGCACUGUUGGCCCGCCGAGAGCAGCGGCGUGAACAGUACCGGCAGGUCCGCGAGCACAUGAGGCGCGACGACGGCAUCAUGCAGGCGUGUGGCUGGAGCGUGCCGUCUCGCUUCAAACAGCCUGGAGCUCUGCCAGAAACCGCUCAGGACAGCCCGCUGAAGAGACAACAGCCGCCAACCGAGAAGGAGGACAACCGCAUGAAGAACGUUCCCGUCCCGGUGUACUGCCGUCCUCUCGUAGAGAAAGACCCCAACAGGAAGUUGUGGUGUGCAGCAGGUGUGGACCUGACGGGAUGGAGGGCCAGCUGCCAGGAGUCGGAGUUAGCCAAAGCUCCGUCGGGGGGCAGCGACCCUCUGCAUGCUGAGGAGAACGGAGGAGGCAGGAAGAGCAGCCACACCUCCCCAGAGAAGAGGAUGUCGAAGGAGCUGCAGGAGACGGACACCAUGAGCAGCAGAGUGUGGAUCCUCACCAGCACCCACUCUGCCAGUAAGGUGGUCAUCAUCGACGCCAACCAGCCCGGCUCGCUGGUCGAUCAGUUCAACGUCUGCAACGCCCAUGUGCUCUGCAUCUCCAGCGUGCCAGCUGCCAGUGAGAACGACUACCCCCCCGGAGAGAUCGUGUUGGACCCCGGUGACGGGGGGGUCGGGGGGGCGGGCGAUGACUCGGGCGGCGUGGAGGGCAUGCUGGCCGGCAUCACGCUGGUCGGCUGCGCCACCAACUGCAGCGUUGCCCGUAGCAACUGCUCCUCACGCACUGACACGCCCAUCAUGGACAAAGGACAAGCCCCCACCGCCCCCCCCAUGAAUGGUAAGAUCCACCCCGCCCAGUCGGCUGAGGAGGCGACGGAGGCCACCGAGGUCCCCGAGUCCACGGCGAGCCACGGAGAGCUGAGGUCGGGACCCCCGGGACCCUUCACUGAGCACGUCUUCACCGACCCCCCGCCCCGCCUCUCAGACGCCUCGGACAGGAGCUCAGGUCAAUCCAAAGAGGAAUCUUCCCAGCCUUCAGAGUCUGAAGACGGGGGUGAAGACACCAGGAACUACGCCAGCGUGGCUCCCACCAUGUGGCUCGGGGCCCAGAACGGCUGGCUCUACGUCCACUCAGCGGUUGGAAACUGGAAGAAGUGCCUUCACUCCAUCAAACUCAAAGACUCUGUGCUCAGCCUGGUACAUGUGAAAGGUCGUGUGCUGGUCGCCCUCGCUGACGGGACCCUCGCCAUAUUCCACAGAUCAGAGGAUGGCCAGUGGGAUCUGUCGAACUACCACCUGAUGGACCUGGGUCGGCCUCAUCACUCCAUCCGCUGCAUGGCUGUGGUCCACGAUAAGGUUUGGUGCGGAUACAAGAACAAGAUCCACGUCAUCCAGCCCAAGAGCAUGCAGAUCGAGAAGUCCUUCGACGCCCACCCUCGCAGGGAGAGUCAGGUGCGGCAGCUGGCCUGGAUCGGAGACGGUGUUUGGGUCUCGAUCCGCCUCGACUCCACGCUGCGUCUCUACCACGCACACACACACCAACACCUGCAGGACGUGGACAUCGAGCCGUACGUCAGCAAGAUGCUGGGUACUGGCAAACUGGGCUUCUCUUUUGUCCGCAUCACGGCACUUCUGAUUGGUGGAAAUCGUCUCUGGGUAGGAACUGGAAACGGCGUGAUCAUCUCCAUCCCACUGACGGAGACGGUGGUCCUUCACCGGGGACAGCUCCUUGGUUUGAGGGCCAAUAAGGUGUCUCCUACGUCGUCCAGCGGGGUGAUCCAUGUGUACGGAGACGACGGCUCUGAGAAAAGCUCCGGCAGCUUCAUCCCGUACUGCUCCAUGGCUCAAGCCCAGCUGUGUUUCCAUGGACACCGCGAUGCUGUCAAGUUCUUCGUCUCUGUGCCCGGUAAUGUCCUGGCCACGCUGAACGGCAGCGUGCUGGACAGCCCGUCGGAGGGUCAGGGGUCAACAGCGCCCGCAGAGACGGAGACUCAGAGCGUUCACAACGUGCUGGUGCUGAGCGGAGGAGAGGGAUACAUCGACUUCCGCAUAGGUGACGGGGAGGACGAUGAGACGGAGGAAGGAGACGCUGCUGUUGCCGUGGCUACUGGAGCCUCGCAGGUCAAACCGGCUCUGUGUAAAGCUGAGCGCAGCCACAUCAUCGUGUGGCAGGUGUCCUACAUCCCUGAGUGACACACACACACACACACACACACACACACACACACACACACACACACACACACACACACACACACACACACACACACACACACACACACACACACUCUCCUCCUUAAAGAAACCUCCUCCUGCCCCCUAAAGCUUCCAGCCACCCUUGUAAUUAUCCCAUGUCAUGUAAAAGUCCCCCUUUGGCUCUAAAACGACCCUCCAAGCCGUGUAUUGUAACUAUUAUCUCCCCUCCUGCCCCGUUCACCUUGUAACUUUAAUGCCUUGUAAGUACCUCCUCUGAUCUAGUAAUCUGCCUGUUUCUACCCCCCCCCCCCCGGGCAUUGUUACUAUCUUCAUGAGCCUUGUAACCCAGCCUCAUAACUACCUCCCUUAUAUUCACCCUGUGAGCACACUGUAUCUCCUCCUAUAUUGACCUCAAUUGUCCUGCAUCUGCCCCAAAAGUUACUCCCCCUCCUCUUCUUCCUCCACUUAGUUUCUCAUAUGUAAAGCCUCCACCUCGUCUUAAAGCAAAAGCCCAGAGCCCCCAAAAUGUAUCAAUUGUACCAAAAGAAAAACAGCAGGCACAGAAAUGUGAAUUUGUGUGGUUUUAAUAAAGCCAAGUAUCAAUUAGUGAUAAUCCACAUUUUUAGAUGGAUGCAGUUGUCGGGUUUUUAAGGAUUGACACUCUUUGUCAAAUUGAAAUCCAAUGAGGCAGCAAACAGAAGUGUUAUUUCGGCUUCAAGAUUGUAGUGGAUGUCCAAAGAGUUUCAUAUUUUAUGACGAAAUUGAAACUAAUAGGAAGUCGAAAUUACAACUUUAUUGUCUGGGCUUUUUUGGCUGCUACCCUAAAAUAUUUUGCAUCCAAUCACGUCUAUUUAGAGUCUUGAUUAAAGAAGACGCUUGCUCGUUUUAUACCCUGAUAAAAAUGUAAAAAAAACCCAUGAGGAUAUAAAUGAUUAUUUUGCGAGGAAAUAUCUGGUGCCUGAUGUAAAUUAAAGAGUUGUAGUUAAGCCAGGGGAAGGGGCGGUGCUUAAUGUGUGGAGGGUCUCUCAUCUGACUGGCUGUUGAUCAGGCGGUUCGUUGUAAAGCAGGUGAACAGUGAUGUCCUCAUUACGCGUUCAGGGAUCAUUGUAAAAGACAUUCUGAAGCCCAUCCUCUUUGUUCAGUAUGGAAAUUCAUGCAUUGAUCUCCAUUUGUGUGGAUUAAAUAUUAAACAUAUGUGUGCUGAAAAAGA
Messenger RNA from Gymnodraco acuticeps, 5868 nucleotides. RefSeq names its product mitogen-activated protein kinase 8 interacting protein 3 (gene mapk8ip3). Bases 651 to 4655 code for a protein of 1334 amino acids. Gene Ontology annotation, biological process: vesicle-mediated transport. The record is from RefSeq and is a predicted model, not a curated record. Lineage: Eukaryota; Metazoa; Chordata; Actinopteri; Perciformes; Bathydraconidae. Gene Ontology annotation, cellular component: cytoplasm. The transcript is spliced from 34 exons. Gene Ontology annotation, molecular function: JUN kinase binding; MAP kinase scaffold activity; kinesin binding.